CAUAAUCAAUUAAUCAUACCUAACCUAGCUAAACCCUCAAUCCCCUUCUCUAAACCCUUUCUUCACUCUCCACUCUUCACUCUUCACUCUUGAAUCUUGAUUCCUCUCUUUUCUCAAUCAUCACAAUGCAGUCCACUCUCUUCUUACCCACCUCGCUCCCCACUCUCCACCGCCGCACUCUCCCCUUCUUCUCCAUCAGAGCCUCCCAAUCCUCUCCCUCCGUCACCGUCGACUCCCCGCCGGAGUCCUCCUCCGCCGCCGCCGCCACCCAAAAGCUCAACAAGUACAGCUCCCGAAUAACCCAACCAAAGUCCCAAGGAGCCUCCCAGGCCGUACUCUAUGGCGUGGGUCUCUCCGAGGACGACAUGGACAAGCCCCAGAUUGGCGUCUCUUCCGUCUGGUACGAGGGUAACACCUGCAACAUGCACCUUCUGGAACUUUCCGAGGCCGUUAAAGAAGGCGUUAGGGAAGCCGGCAUGAUCCCCUUCAGGUUCAACACCAUCGGUGUCAGCGACGCCAUUUCCAUGGGUACGAGGGGCAUGUGCUACAGCUUGCAGUCCAGGGACCUCAUCGCUGAUAGCAUUGAAACCGUUAUGAGUGCUCAGUGGUAUGAUGGCAACAUCUCCAUCCCUGGCUGUGACAAAAAUAUGCCAGGUACAAUCAUGGCAAUGGGCCGCCUCAACAGACCAAGCAUUAUGGUUUAUGGUGGGACUAUAAAGCCUGGUCAUUUUCAGGGUAAUACAUUCGACAUAGUAUCUGCCUUUCAGAUUUAUGGUGAAUAUGUGAGUGGAUCAAUUGACGAUCAAUACCGACAAAAUGUUCUCCGCAACUCUUGCCCGGGUGCUGGGGCUUGUGGAGGAAUGUAUACAGCCAAUACCAUGGCUUCUGCAAUAGAAGCUAUGGGAAUGUCUCUUCCUUAUAGCUCAUCUACACCUGCUGAGGAUCCAUUAAAGUUGGAUGAGUGCCGAUUAGCUGGAAAAUAUCUUCUCGAAUUGUUGAAGAUGGACUUGAAGCCCCGAGAUAUCAUCACUCGUAAAUCACUACGCAAUGCAAUGGUUAUAGUUAUGGCACUUGGUGGAUCUACCAAUGCUGUGUUACAUUUAAUUGCUAUAGCCAAGUCUGUUGGCAUCGAAUUGUCUCUUGAUGAUUUCCAAAAGGUUAGCGAUGAGGUUCCUUUCCUUGCAGAUCUCAAGCCUAGUGGAAAAUAUGUCAUGGAAGAUGUUCACAAGAUUGGAGGAACCCCUGCUGUUAUCCGCUACCUUCUUGAGCAAGGCUUUCUAGAGGGGGACUGUUUGACUGUUACUGGGAGGACACUUGCUGAAAAUUCUGAACUUGUUCCUCCCUUGUCCCCGGGCCAGGAAAUAAUAAGGCCUAUAGAAAAUCCCAUAAAGAAGACAGCGCACAUUCAAAUAUUAUACGGAAACCUUGCCCCACAGGGUUCUGUUGCUAAAAUUACUGGAAAAGAGGGGCUAUACUUCUCUGGCCCUGCACUUGUAUUUGAAGGAGAGGAGUCAAUGAUUGCUGCCAUUUCAGAGGAUCCUUCAAGUUUUAAGGAAGUUGCCUUGUUGACUGAUGGGAGAUUUUCAGGAGGAUCACAUGGAUUUGUUGUUGGCCAUAUAUGCCCUGAAGCACAGGAGGGUGGUCCAAUCGGCUUGAUUCAAAACGGAGAUGUCAUCAACAUCGACGUCCAGAAGAGGAGGAUUGAUACUUUGGUAUCCGACGAGGAGAUGGAGGCACGCAAGAAGAAAUGGUCUGCUCCGCCAUACAAAGCUAACCAAGGAGUUCUCUACAAGUACAUUAAAAAUGUGAAAUCAGCUUCUAGCGGAUGUGUGACGGAUGAGUAAAGAGAGAGAGAGAGAGAGAGAGAGAGAGAGAGAGAGAGAUAGAGCAGAGUUUUGGUGAGUAGCAGAGGGAGAAAAAGAGGGUCAUAUGUGUUUUUUUGGGGUGUUAUUAAUAUUUAGGCCUAAAAGGGUGCAUAGCAAUGUAGCUUGAUGUAUCUCUUGUGAAUUAUAAUUAUUCUUUUGCUACUUCAUUAUGGACCAGUUAUCAUUUUUGUAAUUUUUGUGUGAAUUUGUUUAAUGUUGUGUAUCAGUUAAUGAAUAAAUGUUAGUUUGAACAUUUCUCUUGGGAGAAAUGAGAAAUCAAUGUUCUUAAAAUAGAUUUCAUCAUUCGGAUGAAAAUCAUAAUAAAGCUCAAUAUUUUCUGU
Messenger RNA from Arachis ipaensis, 2206 nucleotides. The record is from RefSeq and is a predicted model, not a curated record. NCBI's taxonomy places the organism in Eukaryota, Viridiplantae, Streptophyta, Magnoliopsida, Fabales, Fabaceae.